GACAUCUACUACUUGAUGGACCUGUCCUUCUCCAUGAAGGACGAUCUGAGGAGCAUCCAGAACUUGGGGACCAAGUUGGCUUCUCAGAUGCGAAAGCUUACUAGCAACCUUCGGAUUGGCUUUGGGGCCUUUGUGGACAAGCCUGUAUCACCAUUCAUGUUCAUCUCCCCACCAGAGGCCCUCAAAAACCCCUGUUACAGUAUCAAGACUACAUGUUUGCCGAUGUUUGGCUACAAACACGUGCUGACGCUAACUGACCAGGUGACCCGCUUCAAUGAGGAAGUGAGGAAACAGAGUGUGUCACGUAACCGAGAUGCCCCCGAGGGCGGCUUUGACGCCAUCAUGCAGGCUACAGUCUGUGAUGAAAAAAUUGGCUGGAGGAAUGAUGCAUCCCAUUUGCUGGUGUUUACCACUGAUGCCAAGACCCACAUUGCACUGGAUGGAAGGCUGGCAGGCAUUGUCCUGCCCAACGAUGGACAGUGUCACAUUGGCAGUGACAACCAUUACUCUGCCUCUACUACCAUGGAUUACCCGUCUCUGGGGCUGAUGACUGAGAAACUAUCCCAGAAUAACAUUAACCUGAUCUUCGCAGUCACUGCAGACGUGGCCAACCUCUACCAGAAUUAUAGUGAGCUCAUUCCGGGGACCACAGUGGGAAUCCUGUCUGUUGACUCAAGCAAUGUCCUCCAGCUCAUUGUUGAUGCUUAUGGGAAAAUCCGCUCCAAAGUGGAGCUGGAAGUGCGUGACCUCCCUGAAGAGCUGUCACUAUCCUUCAAUGCCACUUGCCUCAACAAUGAGGUCAUCCCAGGCCUCAAGUCUUGUGUGGGACUCAAGAUUGGAGACACGGUGAGCUUUAGCAUCGAGGCCAAGGUACGCGGCUGCCCCAAGGAGAAAGAGCAGUCUUUCACUAUCAAGCCUGUGGGCUUUAAGGAUAGCCUUACUGUCCAGGUCUCCUUUGACUGUGACUGUGCCUGCCAGGCCUCUGCCCAGCCUCUCAGCCCACGCUGCAACAACGGCAAUGGGACCUUUGAGUGUGGAGUGUGCCGCUGUGACCAGGGCUGGCUGGGAGCCAUGUGUGAGUGCUCUGAGGAGGACUACCGACCCUCCCAGCAGGAAGAGUGCGUCUCCAAGGAGGGCCAACCCAUUUGCAGCCAGAGAGGCGAGUGCCUCUGCGGCCAGUGUGUCUGUCACAGUAGUGACUUUGGCAAGAUCACUGGCAAGUUCUGUGAGUGCGAUGACUUCUCCUGUGUCCGCUACAAAGGGGAGAUGUGCUCUGGCCAUGGCCAGUGCAACUGUGGGGACUGCGUGUGUGACUCAGACUGGACUGGCUUCUACUGCAACUGCACGACGCGCACUGACACCUGCAUGUCCAGCAACGGGCUGCUGUGCAGCGGCCGGGGCAAGUGUGAGUGCGGCAGCUGUGUCUGCGUCCAGCCAGGCUCCUAUGGAGACACCUGUGAGAAGUGUCCCACUUGUCCAGAUGCCUGCUCAUUUAAGAAGGAGUGUGUGGAGUGUAAGAAGUUCAACCGGGGAACCCUCCAUGAAGAAAACACCUGCAACCUCUACUGCCGAGAUGACAUCACGCUCGUGACGGAACUGAAGGAUACCGGCAAAAAUGCAGUGAACUGUACCUACAAGAAUGAGGAUGACUGUGUUGUCAGAUUCCAGUACUAUGAAGACACCAGUGGAAGGGCCAUCCUGUAUGUGGUAGAAGAGCCAGAGUGUCCCAAGGGUCCUGACAUCCUGAUGGUCCUGAUGUCAGUGAUGGGAGCCAUUCUGCUCAUCGGUCUUGCUACUCUGCUCAUCUGGAAGCUACUCAUCACCAUCCAUGACCGGAAGGAAUUUGCUAAAUUUGAGGAAGAACGAGCCAGAGCAAAAUGGGACACAGCAAACAACCCACUGUUUAAAGAGGCCACCUCCACCUUCACCAAUAUCACCUACCGGGGCACUUAAUGAGAAGAAGUCAUCCUUAGAACUUUGUCAGCUUAGGCCAGAUUUGUCAGAUUGUGGGAGUCUGUGACAUCAUGUUUACAGGGGACAGUAUUUGUGGGUAGAAUCUGGGGCUUGGAUUGGGACCAGCUGAAAAAAGUAUGUGGGAGUGUAUCUCUGUGUAUGUGUAUAUAUAUGUGUGUGUGCGUAUGUG
Messenger RNA from Cricetulus griseus (Chinese hamster), 2143 nucleotides. NCBI's taxonomy places the organism in Eukaryota, Metazoa, Chordata, Mammalia, Rodentia, Cricetidae. The record is from RefSeq and is a predicted model, not a curated record.